This is a messenger RNA of Haemonchus placei, 822 nucleotides long. NCBI's taxonomy places the organism in Eukaryota, Metazoa, Nematoda, Chromadorea, Rhabditida, Trichostrongylidae. The record is from the annotation of a GenBank genome assembly.
AUGACCAUUGGAAAGCAGUAUAAACAUACUCAAAUCAAUAAUAAUGCCGAAAAUGCACAGGAGAGGUUCACCAUUAUCACCCACUAUAAAGCCUCAAGCCAGUGGACGUACAGUUGUCCUGGUGCUGAGAAAGACAUGAUAGCGCUGCUACUGCUAGAACUCAUUACACCGAGUUUGGCAUGUUUUGGGGGCUUCUUCGGCGGCUCUGGAGGCUCACGAUGUUGCCCAUGUUGCUGGCAACCGUCAGUCCCUCGUUGUGGUGGAGGAGCUUCAGUCAUGUGUGGUCCGAACGGAAUGGGGGGAAUGGGAGGUAUGGGAGGAAUUGGAGAAUUGGGAGGAAUGGGAGAUUUGUGGGAAGUGGGGCUUGCGGGACUGGAGGGAUUGGAUGCACUGUCGGCAUUAGAAGACCUGUUUAAAGGCAACAAUAGAUGGAGAUAUAGAAGAUUCGCUAAAAUCGCUUCGAAUCCUUCGAUUGAUGCACAUCCAGCAAAGGCAUCACUACCACCAUCUCCAUCUCCGUAUCCAGAGCCGUUGAGAACGGGAUAUGACAGUCUCACGGGGCCAUCACGUUCUAUAGAAGGAACCUCUGGAAUCGGCAAAGAAGGUUAUAUCAGCCCUCAGAUAGAAGUUUCGGCUGCAGCAAUACCACAAGCAACUGUGGUACAGCCAGUAUAUGAAAUGCCGAUGUCCAUACCAGUACAACAACCAUCAGAACGUGUUGUUGAACCGAUAGAACCGAUACAAAUUACUUAUGAGAUGACUUCUGUAGGAACUGGACUGAAACCAACUCAAGGCAAUCCUGAUCACGCGAUCAUGAGAUAG